AGAAUGUCUAUGGAAGAGGUUUAUUAAUGUUUUGUUAUUUUCGUAUCAGAUUUUUUGUUGAUCUUAUAUUUAUAAUGUCUAAUGAUUACAUUUCUGUGGUUAAAAUCCAAACAAGUUGUAAUACGAUACGGGGUCUUAAAUAAUUAAAAGUUAAAAAGUUUUUUCCAUUCAGUCAAUUAUAAUUUUUUUGCAAAAUAUUGUAUCUAAAAAUUGUAAUAUGUUUGCUUAAUUUAUUUAUUAGAGAUUUACUUGGUAUUGGACUUUACAAUGAGUACAUUGGAGGAUAAAAUUCUUGGUGAAAAGUCUCAGUAUUAUUGUAGCAGUAGUGAGGAAAGCGAUAAUGAACAAGAUGAGGAAAAAGAGGGAUCAAAUACCACAACAAAAGAUAAUGAAGAUAUCUCGAAUUCGGAUAUUAAUAAAUGGGAAGGUACUUCAACAAACACAGGCCCAAAGGGAGUUUUGAAUGAUUGGCAGAAAUACAAGCAAUUGGAGCAUGAAAAAAAAAUUAAAGACCAAGGAGAACAAAUUGAAAUGAUGAAAAAGCUAACAUUCACUGUAAGAACAUCCCUUGAAGAAGAAAGAGAAAAAACCGCCUUAGAAGACCCCGAAUUAGCAGAGCUACUUAAUGAUGAUUUUUUAUUAACUUAUCAGAAGAAGAGAAUGCAAGAGAUGAUUGAUAACACAAACAUUAGAUUAAAAUUUGGUAAUUUAUUCUAUUUGAACAACGGUCAUGAAUUCUUGGACGCUAUUGAUAAAGAACAUAAAGCUGCCACAAUUAUUGUUCACAUCUAUGAAGACACUGAAGCCUGUAGGACAAUGAACCUUUGCCUUAAGUCUCUCUGCAAACUUUAUGAUAAUGUUAAAUUUUGUUGUAUGAAAGGUUCAGCCGCCGGUAUCAGUCAGCAGUUCAAAUCUGAUGGUGUGCCCGCUAUUUUGGUAUACAAAGCUGGAAAUCUUGUUGGAAACUUUAUCAGGUUAUCUGACGAGCUUGGCAACAAUUUUCUACCAGAAGAUGUACAAAAUUAUUUAGUUGAACAUGGAUUACUUGAAGACAAAUCCUGCACCCCUGAGUUGAUAUCCAGUGCAGAUAACAAUAUUGAUAGUGAUUGAAGGGGAAUUUUGAGAACAUUGUUGAUUAAAAAAAGAUUUUUUCAGCAUCCUCAACUGAAA
Messenger RNA from Diorhabda carinulata, 1170 nucleotides. RefSeq names its product phosducin-like protein. The transcript is spliced from 4 exons. Bases 268 to 1110 code for a protein of 280 amino acids. The record is from RefSeq and is a predicted model, not a curated record. Lineage: Eukaryota; Metazoa; Arthropoda; Insecta; Coleoptera; Chrysomelidae. Gene Ontology annotation, biological process: regulation of G protein-coupled receptor signaling pathway.